UUGUGUGUUUAAAUUGUUUUCAUUUGGGUUUUUUUAACUUAGAAAAUAUCAGACAAUAUAAAGAUAUUUUAUAGUAGAUAAAAUAGUAGCAAAACUGAGCGCACUAGUCUUAUGUGGAUAAUGGAAAGUUUUUCAGACAAAAUUAAGAUGACUAUGGCUAGCAUGUCACCGACACAACUAGCGGAAUACUAUUCAAACUGGGCUGAAAAUAUGGGAUAUGAAAAGGAGAUGAACGAGGGCAAGUUCCGUGCCUCUACAAUAGUUGCUGACGAAAUGGCGGCCUGCUUCCCUGAAAAUAGAGAUCAGCUACAAAUAAUGGACAUUGCAUGUGGAACUGGUCGUGUCGGGACUGCGCUGGCAGCGUACGGGUUUACGAACAUAGACGGCCUGGAUUCUUCAUCAGGAAUGUUAAAUGUGUGCAUGAAAACUGGACAUUACAACAACCUUUAUGAGGAAUAUUGUGGUUAUAAUACAUUACCUAUUCAAGAUGAUGUAUAUGAUUGUUUGGGUGUAGCGGGUGGAAUUGGAGGGAGUCAUAUACCUUGCUCUGGAAUAAUGGAAAUGAUCCGAAUCGUAAAACCAGGCGGACUUAUAGUGAUAGCGAUGAGAAAGGAGUAUGAAGAACGCGUGGGCAAGGAUAUAGAGGACAUGGACGCGUUAAUAUCAACAGCGGAAAAUAAAAACAUGGCGGAAUUAGUUGAUAGGCGGGAAGUGGAUAAAUAUUUUGUUGAUAGAGACGGGAUUCUCUUUAAAAUACGAGCGAAAUAAAAAUGGUACUACUUUUGUGAAUUGUCAGUGACUAGUUUUUGCAUAUGCAUGAUAUAUGAUAUAUAUGAAUAAACGAUAAAAACUUAUAAUUAUAUUGAAUACGUUGGAAGAAUCAGUCAUUUAUUGUAUUUUUAUAAAUGUCAUUUUAUAUGUCCUUAUAUAUGUUAUGCUUUAACAACCGUUACUUUUGUAAACAAAAUUUAGAAAACGGGUUACCGCCGUAUUAAGUACUGCAAUAUAGUUGUCCUCUAUUUUUAUUUUCGAUUUGCCAUAAUCAUAUAUGAAUAUCGCCAUCAAACAAGUUUUUUCUUGACUAUAAUAAUACUGUAAUUAUAUAAGUAUGGUAAA
Messenger RNA from Ruditapes philippinarum (Manila clam), 1116 nucleotides. RefSeq names its product ubiquinone biosynthesis O-methyltransferase-like. Lineage: Eukaryota; Metazoa; Mollusca; Bivalvia; Venerida; Veneridae. The transcript has 5 exons. The record is from RefSeq and is a predicted model, not a curated record. The coding region runs from base 112 to 768 and encodes 218 amino acids.